Molecule: messenger RNA, 968 nt
Organism: Aspergillus glaucus CBS 516.65
Lineage: Eukaryota; Fungi; Ascomycota; Eurotiomycetes; Eurotiales; Aspergillaceae
Product: PEX11 domain protein
Exons: 3
Coding region: 55-795 (246 amino acids)
Biological process (GO): peroxisome fission; regulation of peroxisome size
Cellular component (GO): peroxisomal membrane
Source: RefSeq, a predicted model, not a curated record
GUCUCUUCCUCUUUUUAAGUUAUUCAAAAUCAACAUUGAACAACAUCCAUCAGAAUGGCCCAGGCAAAACAUGCAUCGCAACCCAAACAAACCCAACUCCAAAAACAGCAAAAACAACCCCUCCUCAAACAAUUCACCACCUUCACCAAAACAACCCCCGGCUUCGAACGAUCCCUACGCCUACUCCAAGCCCUCUCCCAAAUCGCCUCAGACCUCUCAACCCACAAUGUCGUAACAGCUACACGAUGGGCGACGGCAAAGUCGCAGAUAGCAUUGACACGCCGCUACUUCCGCUUCCUAAACUUCAUCGACUCGUUCGACCGGGCGUACACCCUUCUCGUGCAUGGCGGCGACGGUGAUGCCGGUACAGUAAGUACGAUGCUUGAACUUGGGAAAUCAAGUGCGUUGGGUAUUUAUGUGUUGCUUGAGAAUUUGACUAUCCUCCACGCAAUGGGAAUAUACCCCCAAACCCCCUGGGCGAGGGAUAUCCAAACCCAAGCAUAUAAAUUCUGGUUCUGGGGUCUUGCGCUGUCUGUUCUUGGGGGUAUAUGGUCGUUGCUUUUCAGCAGUGGCACCAGUGCUCAAUCAAGGAAGAACGAGAAAGUCACUCCACCUAGCACUACGGCUAGCAAGACGCUUAUGAAGCGGGUUAUUGUGGACGGGUGUGACCUUAUGAUCCCCGGGUCGUCGCUUGGGUGGGUUAGUAUGGGGAGUGAGAUUGUGGGGAUGUUGAUGGUUUUGAGUACGGUUGUUUCGAUGGGGGAUGUUUGGAGACGGGCGAAUGGUCUUGGUUAAGUUGGUGGGUGUAUGUAUAGUUGGAGGAUGUUCUAGUCGGGUUGCGGUACUCUAUAGCACUUGGGCAUGGGGUUUGCAGGUGUAUAUAGCCAAGUAUCAGUCUGUGGUUUUUCUGGAAGUUCUUGUUGCAUUGCUUUUGAACAUAAAAUAAAAUAAAAUGCAGCUCCAGUGUC